CGCCGGGUCCCUGGCCGCCACCCAUUGUAAACACAGAACGGGGACUAGCGUGUGCUUUUCUGCCGCCAACGAGUGAACCACACAAGGUACGACGACGACCUGCAGACAGGAACAGACGUCAUAGCGAUAUAAUUUUCGAACCUUGGGCAUAGCUUCUGCCAGUGUCCUAUUAUUAUACAACAUGUCUCAAUUAGAUCCGCUACCUAGGGACCUUCCCUUUCGUUUAGUGUCGAAGACAGUCGGACGAGGAGCUUAUGCUUCAAUUAAGAAAGCCGUACCACUCGAUUCGCAAGAACCCGUCUUCGCCGUUAAACUUAUACACAAGGGCUAUGCCACCAAACAUGGACGAGUCUCAAUAAAGCAACUGGGCAUGGAAGUGUCCUUGCACUCCCACAUUGGCCAGCAUCCCAACAUUAUCGAAUGGUUUGCUUCUGGCGAGGACAACGUGUGGAAAUGGAUCGCCAUGGAGUAUGCGCAGGGAGGUGACCUGUUUGACAAGAUUGAGGCAGACGUCGGAGUUCGUCAGGACAUUGCCCAGGUCUACUUUGUGCAGCUUGUCAGCGGUGUCAGCUUUAUGCACUCCAAAGGCGUUGCUCAUCGCGACCUCAAGCCUGAAAACAUCCUUCUAGCCGAAGAUGGAAGUCUGAAGCUGGCUGACUUCGGCAUGGCAACCAUGUUUGAAUAUAAAGGGCAGCGCAAACAGAGCUCAACCCUCUGUGGUAGCCCACCAUAUAUCGCGCCUGAGAUUUUGGCCUCUGGUAGGACAGACAAGAAAUCGUCAAGCAGCGGUAAAUACUCUCCCGAUUUAUCGGAUAUCUGGUCAUGCGGCGUCAUCCUCUUCGUCUUGCUUGUCGGCAACACACCUUGGGACGAGCCCUCCAACAAUAGUUGGGAAUUCCAAGAUUAUGUCAAGAAUUCUGGAAAGAGCACCGACGCCCUAUGGGACAGAAUACCACCCGAGGCGCUCUCUCUGCUCAGAGGCAUGAUGUCUAUUGAUACAGGAAAGCGCUUCAGCUUCCCUCAAAUCCGACAACAUCCUUGGUACACACGCCACAACGACCUACUCACAUCGGACGGUAAGGUUGCUGAUCCCAUCAACCUCGCCACACAAAUGCUCGAAAACCUCCGAAUCGAUUUCACAAAACCGACGAAGCCAAUUGUUCGUUCCUCGGCUGAUGAUAUGGACGUCGACUCUGGUCUCAACGCUGGCAAAUUCUCUUCUACGCAGCCCGAGGCACCCAUAACAGACACAGAUUGGGACUGGGAGCGCCCUGCCUUGCGAUCCAUGGCUGCACCAUCUUCGACGAUGCCUACGCGCGACUCUGACACCCGUCGCAUGCUACUCAAUUCCCUUGCGGACGAGCCGUCAAUGUCGCAGUUUUCUCAGGUACCCGGUCCUUCGAUGACUUUAACGCAACAAGCCCGCCGCUUCCGUGAUAUCUGCCCGGCCGAAUCUCUCACUCGCUUCUUCUCACACGUACCUCCUGCCCAUCUUAUUCAAAUGCUCAGCGAUGCCCUUCAUCAGCUGAACGUCCCGUUGGCACCUGUCACACCCAAUCUCUACUCACAUGCCAUCGCCAAUAUCAAGGUGAAAACGGUAGAUGGUAGACAGCAGAAUUUGCACGGAGAGAUUCACGUCGAUAAGCAGUCCAUUGGAGAUGGCAUGGAGAUUCUCGACGUCAGAUUUACGAAAGUCAAAGGCGAUCCCCUUGAAUGGCGUCGCUUCUUCAAGCGCGUCGUGGUGCUCUGCAAGGAUGGCGUAUAUACACCGGAUGCUUAGCGGGCCAUUCCGAUGAUUUUUGAGGAUUAUUACUGCGUAUCAGAAGUGUCAAAAGUUGAAGCAUGAUGGGUGCAUAAUCACAGGAUGCUUUUUAUUGGAAUAGAAUUUUUUCUUGCAUGAAACCAAGUCUUGGUAAUGAAAAAGUAAUGACUCUUAAUAGACCACACUUUAUUCUUUUCUGAACCCUGGCCCUAUAUAUAUGUCACACCAUCGUCCUAUACGUUCCAACAUAUCGAUCCAAAAUCUCUGAUCCUUAAUAUCGUGUUCUUGGCCUGGAUAACGCACAAAUUCAUAGGGCAGGCUAUACGCAUGUAAAGCUCUUCGAAACGCCUCAGAUUGCGAAAACGGGCAUGAUGUAUCAUCACUUCCAUGCACUAUAAGCAUCGGUGGUAUGACGACCUCGUUUCGAAGCGUAGCCUCACGUACAGCUGCUUUGAUCUCCCAGAGUGCACUGCCAUUACGAUUAUGCAGGGAAUCGCGCUCCAUAGUCCACACCAGGUGUCCAUUAUUUUGUUCAUUGUCAAGAGUAGACCCCAUCUCUGCAGCCCCAGCAAGACUGUCGAUAUCAGAAACACCAGCUCCAGCAAUGCCAGCAUUGAAACGCCAGCCGAGACCAUGUAACCCGUUUCUCACCGCUGACAGAAAGGUUAAGAACCCUCCCUGGCUGUAUCCUCCGACAAUCAUACGCUCUUUAUCAACCAGGCCCUUUUUAAUUGCUUCAUCUGUAAUUUUGAUGACAUCUUGGUAAUCAACAUCCCCUACACCUCCGAUGGUGUAAGAAGCGAAUCUCUCGCCUCUCCCUCGAGAACCACGAUACUGAGGUAGAAGAAUACCAUACCCUUUUGAUAAAAUAAACGGUGUCCAAAAGUAAUAAUAAGCAUUGAAUGCAUUGGUAUUUCGGACGGCUGGACCACCAUGGAUCAUUACGAACGUCGCCAAAGGGUUUGUUGCGUCGUAUCCGUCUGGUGUCAAAUACACCCCGUCAAGUUCUUCCUUGUCGUCUGCAGAUCUGCACUGAAAUACUUGGAUAUUUCCAAAUUUGCGAUCCUUGAACGCGCUUCCAUGGUUUGAGAGUUGAAUUCGAUCUUGUCCUCGAAGAGUGUAAACCUCAAAUGGGUUAUUUACAUCAGACAGCGCCACUGCCAGAGUUCGAGUCUCAGCAUCGGCGUCAAAUACAUCCCAAGCAUAUACAUCGGUAUCGAUAGUAUAAAUGGUGUUUCCUGACACCGUUGUUAUACAUGUAUCAAGACGUUUCUGACAACUCAGAAGCAGUCUCUCUUGGCACAAUCGCAGACUUUGAGCGUCGUCAUCCUCUCCACAGGCAACCCUUUCAGGCAUCCCAGAGUUGGUGUCAACAUCUAAAGAGUAUAAAGCUUGGCCAGCUAUCGUAUUCUCUAUAGGCGACCCAGUAAUGAAAUGUAUAUGGCUGUCCAGAGACCAUGUGAAGUCUAAGAGCUCGUUUUUAAUCACACAAAGUUUGGAAACUUGCCCGUCACAGAAGUCAUAAAUGGAUAUACUCAUGCCUGUUAAGAAUGGUUCUUCGAUGUAUGGUGUUUUACAGCUUUUGAAAGCCAAUUUAUUCCCAGUUGGGUUCCAGGACAUGCCAGUAACAUGGCAAUCGCCCAGCGACAGCGUGGUGACUUCUUG
Messenger RNA from [Torrubiella] hemipterigena, 3427 nucleotides. The record is from the annotation of a GenBank genome assembly. Lineage: Eukaryota; Fungi; Ascomycota; Sordariomycetes; Hypocreales; Clavicipitaceae.